AUGGCAUUAGGAUUGGCCUAUAUUCACCAUGAGAAUUUUAUUCAUCGGGAUUUAAAGAGCAUGAAUAUCUUGCUAGCUAACAAUUAUGAAGUAAAAAUAUCAGACUUUGGCUUAUCUAAGACUAAAACUAUGAAAAUUGCUGCUAAGUGUACAAGACCUUUUGAAGAUAUUGAUGAUAAUUCAGUAGAAAAUGACCCUAGUAAAAGAAUAACCUUAUUAAGCAUACUUGAAAUAAUUAAAAGUGAUAGUUAUGCUAGUCGACUACUAGAAUCUUCGAACCUAUCUAAGUCUCGAAACGGUCAAGAAAUUAAUGACCACUUUCGUAAAUUCUCUCAGUCGUUGAAGUUUGACAUUGGAGAAAUUAACAAAGAUACUAAACAACUAACUCCGGAAGAAGUACUAAACCAUGGCAAUUUAGAACAGUUAAAUCAAGAAUAUUUUCAGUGGUGGCAAUCCCAACAACAAACUCAAAUCCAAAUCCCACCUAAAUAG
Messenger RNA from Funneliformis geosporum, 492 nucleotides. The record is from the annotation of a GenBank genome assembly. Lineage: Eukaryota; Fungi; Glomeromycota; Glomeromycetes; Glomerales; Glomeraceae.